AUGCCAUCUUACAUCGUCGUUGGCGCCUCCCGUGGCCUAGGCUACGCCUGGCUCCAAAACCUCAGUGCCUCCCCGUCCAACACCGUCGUCGGCCUCGUUCGCACUCCCACCCCCGUUAUCGAUCAGCUUGCCUCCGACAAGAUCUCCAACGUCCGGGUGCUUCCAGCCGACAUGACGGACCCCGUGUCUCUAAGUGCAGCGGCGGCAGAAGUCUCUAAGCUUACAAACGGCUCUGUCGACUACCUCAUCGUCAACGGCGCCUACCAGAACCACCCGGUCGCAUCGCUGACGCCCACGGCAUUCAUAGGGAAGGAAGAACUGUUGCGAGAAGAAAUGAGGACACAUGUUGACGUUAACCUGACUGGCGUCAUGUUUGCGAUCAAUGCGUUCCUGCCGCUCGUACGGCAGAGUAGCAUCAAGAAAAUCAUUGUGCUUACGAGUGGAUUGGCUGAUCUCGAGGGUACGAAGUCGGGCGGGCUUGCCUCGGCGGUGGUGUACAGCGCCCUCAAGGCGGCGUUGAACAUGGUUGUGCUCAAGUAUAGUAUUGAGUUGAAGGAGGAGGGUGUCGUGUUCCUGGCUUUAAGUCCUGGGGUCAUCAAUACGAGGCUGGAUACGCCUUCUGAGGAGGAUCUAGCUAGCAUGAUGGCUAUGAUGCAGAAGUUUCAGGCUCACUACCCCCAUUGGACUGGACCGAUGAAGGCGGAGGAGAGCGUGGCUAUGAUGAAGGAUGUCAUUGAGAAGGUGACUAUCGAGGAGAGCGGCGAAUUCUUGUCGCACAAAGGAAAUAAAGAGUGGCUUUAG
Molecule: messenger RNA, 801 nt
Organism: Mytilinidion resinicola
Lineage: Eukaryota; Fungi; Ascomycota; Dothideomycetes; Mytilinidiales; Mytilinidiaceae
Product: short-chain dehydrogenases/reductase
Exons: 2
Coding region: 1-801 (266 amino acids)
Molecular function (GO): oxidoreductase activity, acting on the CH-OH group of donors, NAD or NADP as acceptor
Source: RefSeq, a predicted model, not a curated record